Kluyveromyces marxianus DMKU3-1042 is the source of this 2541-nucleotide messenger RNA. RefSeq names its product fungal specific transcription factor domain-containing protein (gene OAF1). Gene Ontology annotation, biological process: positive regulation of transcription by RNA polymerase II. NCBI's taxonomy places the organism in Eukaryota, Fungi, Ascomycota, Saccharomycetes, Saccharomycetales, Saccharomycetaceae. The coding region runs from base 1 to 2541 and encodes 846 amino acids. Gene Ontology annotation, molecular function: DNA-binding transcription factor activity, RNA polymerase II-specific. The transcript has a single exon. The record is from RefSeq and is a predicted model, not a curated record. Gene Ontology annotation, cellular component: nucleus.
AUGGGUUCUCACGCUGCUAUUAAGGAAUUAGAAAAAGAGGUUACAUAUUGGAGAAAUGUUGCACUGGGUAUAGAGACUGAAUCGGAAUAUGAGCAAGAUACACGUAAGGCGUCAAUUUAUUCUCUCACUAAAUUUUUGACGGAUGAUAAUGAUCCAAGGGCUAAUAGCAUUAAACUCAACUUUUACGAAGUAUAUCCACGUCUCAUUAGUAAGGGUUGCAUUAGGCAGGACAUAAACCCUUUUUCGGUGAAUUACCUGUUGUUUGCCGACCCAUACGUCUCACUAUUUGUCAAGUUUGUGUUUCAAACUCCAUACCGUAAAGGUCUCAGGGGUAAUUUCCAAGUUGAUACGGAACCGCAACAAGACCUUGACGCCUCGUCCAUUCUAAAGAUUCUAAAAUUGAACGAGUCUGCGUUUGAGAAAUUAAGUGCUUCAAAGAAAGAGAAGGUAAACGAAUUUAUUGAACAGAUAAUAACUCAAAAUUACCAACCAAAUAUGGAUACUAGAAAUAACGAAGUAUUCAUGAAUCUUUUAAAUACAAUGUCAUCUCCAAAAUUCAUCGAAGACAAGUGCUUAUACGGACAAUAUUCUCCUUUAUUGUUAACUUACAUUUCACGAAUACAAAAUGAGCUACCGUCACUAUCUACUAUACGAUUGCUCUUAAACAAUUACUAUCAACAUAUCUAUCCUAUGUUUCCAUGUUUGGAUAUUGAUUUAUUCGAAGAACUUAUCACUUCCGUACUUGAAGCUGAUCGGAAUAAUAUAGAAAGAAUUGUUCUAAAUCUCGGAACUACAAACAUUAAGUUGAAGCUCUUUAAUAUCGCUAUUCUGUUUCUAUUGCUUCAGCUUUCAAUAUCUCAUUUAAAGUUAAGGCUCUUCGACCAUCGAUCGAUGCAGGACGAUGUUCAUCACAAGUAUGAUGAUGAACGCGCAUGGAUCCAAAGCUUGUCGAAAUCCCAUGAGAACUUGACAUAUAUAUCGGCAGAAUUAUUGUCGAUCUUAAAUGUCUAUCAGUCUAGAACUGAAGAAAUAAUUACUUGGCAUAUGCUUUUGUGGUCAAUUUUAGCCCACAAUCCAGAUUGCUGUAGCAUUUACAAUGAUUCUACAACAGAAGGCGUUGUUAGUUUGGUUGGGCCCUUGGUGCUAGAUUUAGGACUUGAUCGAGAUCCCUCAAACUUCUUAAAACCAACUGGUAACAUGAAAAUAGACCCUAGGUACAAAAACUAUAGACGACGUCUCUGGAUGUGCUACUGUUUCAUGUCAAGAUUCGAGGUUACAGUGAAAGGAAAAAGCGCACAAAAGAAUUCUGCUAAUCUUGCAGCAAUUCCUGGAAUUACCGACAGAGACAAUGGCUGGACCUUGUACUCUUCACUUUAUAAAAAGGAUAUGGUAAAACCUAAUGAAGCAGAGUUGGAGAUACUAGGUUUAGUUUAUAAGUUUGCGCAAUUCUGUGCUGUUUUCAAACCGAUGGAUGAACUUUUGAGAAGUACGGAUAGUUAUUUAACUCUAACACAGGUGGAAAAACUGUAUCAAGAGAUAAGCAUCUAUAUAGACCCGGAGUUCAAGAAGACUACAGAGGGUACAGAAAGAUGGGUACACAACCCAACCAUCGGUAUCACUUAUAAUAUCGAUGAUAUUGAGCGCAUACUUGCGGUGGAAAGACAGAUAGUAGCUCGAAACUCUCAACUUACCCUAUGUGGCAUGAUGGUCCAAUACUUCAAUUCUCUAAAGAAUCAGGAUUCUUAUAUCCUUGACAGAGUGCUUCUAUACUGCGAAAGAGUAUUCUCAAAUAUUUGUGAAGGAGUGAAAUACUUGAGCCAAUAUUUUAAUGUCAGAUACACUGAAAACAUUGAUACUACAGGGAAGUUCUACACUAACAGAGCCUCUCAAGUUUACUUAUCAAGGUGUGCCCUUCAAUUAGUUUCACAUAUACUCAAGGUUGAUCACAUGAUAGGCCUUUCAAAGAGAAGGUCCAAUCAGCAAUCCUUUUUGUAUGAAGAUCAUCUCGCACAACCAGAAGGAAAUAAAGUAAACAUACAAAGGCGCCAGUAUAUUAUAUUACGCACAAAGCUCUUAUCAAUACUCGAGGAAGUACACUCAAAUUCCUCGGAAGAACUACGCUAUAAUUACAUGUCAGGGUUUAGGUACGCUUUGAUAGGCGAUUGCACAAUGCAUUUCCUCAAACAAGAUGGCAGAAGAUUUUUGAUGAGAGAUAUACUAUUAUCAGAUAGCGGCAUUCAUGACGGAACAUUCACAGAGGGAAAUUUUCACCUUCUGAGUGUCGAAGAAAAAGAAAGUAUGCUACUUGAUGCAAAUGAGCUUAUACGGUUAGGCGAGAAAGACCUGCAAAUAUUGGUUGAUACAGUAUCCACUUUUGUUGACGAAACAAGCGAGCCUGAAAAUUCAUCCGUAAUGCCUCAAAAUCUAUUUGCAUAUACAGCAACAACAACUGAUACAAUGGUAAACCAAUUUAGCCUUGAACUUGCUGGUGUUUCCGCAGAUUUUGAUAUAGUAUUUGGCAAUACAAAUUUUCCGGAAUGA